CGUAACAGUGACGUAGGCGGGGCCCAACGCAGCGUGGCUGGAGCGCUUCACAUAAAGACGCCACCGGUUGACCUUGCGGCGGAGCGGCGCGGUCCAUAAACAAGCCCUUCCGGAGAAAACAUGGCCAGUCUACCCGCUAUUCCGCAGCUGCCCGUGCCUCCGAUGCCCCCGAUGCCCGCACUGCCCAGCUCGGGGCUCCGGUUAUCGAAAGAGCAUUUGUUGGUGGCUGUGCCAGUGGCAGUGGUUGCAGCUGUCGGAGGCUUCCUGGUCAGCCAUUACCUGAGCGGGCGGAGCUGCAAGAAGGGCCAGGUGAACACGUCCAUCAGCAAAGACAGUCCCAAGGUGGUCCACAGCUUCGACAUGGAGGACAUCGGCACCAAGGCCGUGUACUGCCGCUGCUGGAAGUCAAAGAAGUUCCCGUACUGCGACGGAGCUCACACCAAACACAACGAGGAGACCGGGGACAACGUCGGACCACUCAUCAUCAAAAAGAGGGACGCUUAAAAGCCAACCGAUCACAGAACGUCAUCCUCCCUCAACUUGUCGUGACCCUAAACCACUGCCCUAGUUAAUCGUGUACUAUCAUCUUCAACAGUGUCACACAGAUGAUUAUGAUACUACGCUGGUGCGCGAUACUUUUCAUAGCCCAGAAUAAAGAUGUGGAAAGUGAUGAAAAUAUUAUGAGUUUUGAUUUCAGUCAUUCGACCCUGUUGCUGCCUUUUAAAAUGACAUGGAAACCAGAGGUCAUUUGAGGAGAGAUUAGAAAGGGACUUGGACAAUCAAACAUGGAGGCGCUGUGCCUGCCAAGUUGCAUUUUGAUGUAUUUAACAUGAAGGAUUGUGGUCAAAAUUGUCACCACACUUGAUAUUAGCGAAAUAUUUCACAGCUCGGGCGUCGUAUCCCCACGCCUGGUGUCACCUGUGUGUCCCCUUCCUAUCGACUCCUCCGGGUGGAGCAGGUGGUCCAAACUGAAUGAGCUGGCCGCUCUCUGCCUCAGUCAGUCCAGUAUUUAAAUCAAAUUCAUCGCAGGCCUUAUAACUGAAUCUGAACACACAACCCACAUUAAUGUUACUCGUUUUUAAUUUAUUUUAUUUUUUUGCUUCCAAUAAUCAGAGGAUAAUCUUCUGUUUCUGUUUCCUCUGCACUGGUCAGAGGAAGCAGAAGUUUAGUUCCGUCUUGAAUUAAAUACUAAUCUCCGGUCUUUGGAGCUGUUGAAACACUGUCGGCUGUUUGUAACUGGUAACUUGUCUGCUUUCUGGGGAAUUUAGUCUGUAAAUUGUUAAACGGCAAGAAGAAGAAGAAAAUGCUUGUAAAGGAUAUAUUUUGCUAUUUCAUCCGAUUAAUUUUCUACUGGCUGCUGUGUCUGACUUGAUGAUUUGUUGCUCUGUAUAUUGUGAAUAAAACUUGGUGAGUGAUCUGA
This is a messenger RNA of Scophthalmus maximus (turbot), 1420 nucleotides long. RefSeq lists its product as uncharacterized. Gene Ontology annotation, biological process: regulation of autophagy. Bases 121 to 504 code for a protein of 127 amino acids. NCBI's taxonomy places the organism in Eukaryota, Metazoa, Chordata, Actinopteri, Pleuronectiformes, Scophthalmidae. Gene Ontology annotation, molecular function: 2 iron, 2 sulfur cluster binding. Gene Ontology annotation, cellular component: mitochondrial outer membrane; intracellular membrane-bounded organelle. The record is from RefSeq and is a predicted model, not a curated record. The transcript is spliced from 3 exons.